AUGGCAUGGCGCCCUCCGUAUGGAUUUGGCAAACAUGUCGCAACCCUCUCUGCAAAAGAGCUCAAAAUCUUUAUGAUGGGUGACUACAUCUUCAGCCACUUUUACAACUUCGCCAUAGCAAGCACAAAGCUCGCAAUUCUUUCCCUAUAUUACAGAAUCUUUAGCACAGCUCUGUUCCGUCGAAUCAUCAUCGGAACCGCAGUCUUCAUCUUCCUGUGGAUCUGUGUAAUGGAGAUUACUCUUGGGCUAGACUGCAUGCCCGUUACUAAGUUCUGGGAUGCCAGUGUCAAGGGCUCUUGUCUUGAUCUAGUGGCUUUUUCAUACUUCACUAACAUUACCAAUCUUCUUACUGAUAUUUGGGUGUUCUUACUUCCAAUGCCAAUCAUUUUCGGGCUGCAUAUCACUCAGAGGAGGAAGUUGGAGCUGGCUGCCAUCUUUGCCAUUGGGCUCUUGUGCUUGUUGUCAGUCAAGGCUCAACAGAUUUCACCUGUAUGUCGGCUUGCAUCUGGUUCUGUUCACAUGACUGACAUCAAUAUAGGGACCGGUGUUCCUCUAGGGAUUCUCUCUGUCUAUGAACCACUUGGCGGUGUUGUCUGCGCAAAUCUACCUUUCAUCUACAGAUGGAUGACAGGAGCUGUCAAGAAAAUCAUCAGUUCAUUCGAAGAUUCAGAAUCGGGGGGCAUAGUGCCUAUGCCGGCGUUUUUCAAGUCGUACCGUUCUGUACGUAAGAAUCGGGGCUCUAUCACUGAAAUUGAGUGGAGUAGCCUCAAUGGGAAAAGUGGGAAGGAUACUUCAAUGUUUUCUGAAACAGCAACCACGCAGAAUUCUGAUAUAGAGCUAGCGGUACAAACAGAGUCCAAGUGA
Messenger RNA from Penicillium taxi, 864 nucleotides. RefSeq names its product putative integral membrane protein PTH11-like. NCBI's taxonomy places the organism in Eukaryota, Fungi, Ascomycota, Eurotiomycetes, Eurotiales, Aspergillaceae. The record is from RefSeq and is a predicted model, not a curated record. The transcript is spliced from 4 exons. Bases 1 to 864 code for a protein of 287 amino acids.